This is a messenger RNA of Rhipicephalus microplus (southern cattle tick), 984 nucleotides long. RefSeq lists its product as uncharacterized. The record is from RefSeq and is a predicted model, not a curated record. Lineage: Eukaryota; Metazoa; Arthropoda; Arachnida; Ixodida; Ixodidae.
AUGAGCUCGACAGAAGACAAUGUUAUGAAGGUGAAGAAGGACAAAAAACUUCCAAAAACGAAGGAAGACGGGAAGAAGCGCACAAAGUCAUCCAAACGAAGCAAGUCAAAAGAUUCGUCGGCUUCGAAAGCCAUCAGGUCGGAGAAAAAGAAGGAGCGUGCGGCAAAGAAACGCGGAGACAAACAACGUGGCGGCGUAGGGGCACCCUCCAAGGCCAAGGCAGCCUCGAAGAAAUCCAAAGCGCGCCAGGAAAAAACAGCGUCGAAAAGCGAUGACCGCAGCAGUACGAGAAAGUCCAAGACUUCUAAGUCUCGCAAGAAAGGUGGGAAGAGUUCGGGUGGCAAGCGGAAAAGUGUGUUUCGCAAAAUAUACAACAAGCUUAGAGGCCCCAAGGGCAAGAAAAAGAAAUCGAAAAGAAAAUCAAGCUCGAAGAGUGGUAAGGCAUCUGAGUCGUCUAAAAUGGCCACGACAGCCAGCUCGAUGCAACAUGGUGGGACGGCAGGUGUGGGGCACCAUCCACCAGAAGAGCUGGCAUCGUCGAGCAAAGGAUCCCAGGUGAAGCACGAAGAUGGCGGGCCAGGGGGUUUCAAAGUGAAAGCAAACGAAACACUUGUGCCUGAUUCUAAGGUACAAACGCCAAAUACUCCAGGGGAAAAGAUGCCAGACGAGAAGAGUGCUGAAGCUGUGGAGAUUAGCGGGCCUAGUUCUACUCAGGAGGCGAAGGCAAGUUCGAUGGACACUGAGGGUGUUAAGGCACCCGAACCCACGAGCAAGCCUCAGCACGAAAAAGCUCCCGACACUGAAAAAGAGCCUACCGAAAAACUUGAUCCGAAAGCUCCCGCUUCAGCGCCUGCCCUGCUUGCGACUUCAGCGGAGCCGUUACCGGUGCAGAAAAACGGGACAGCAGCGUCACCACCUGUGAAGACGGUGGUGUUGGGUAUGUCUGAUGACUAUACCAUACUGGUGGCCAACUUUCUGCUGUGA